Messenger RNA from Pichia kudriavzevii, 2181 nucleotides. RefSeq lists its product as uncharacterized. Lineage: Eukaryota; Fungi; Ascomycota; Pichiomycetes; Pichiales; Pichiaceae. The record is from RefSeq and is a predicted model, not a curated record. The transcript has a single exon. The coding region runs from base 1 to 2181 and encodes 726 amino acids.
AUGCUUGUUUCCAAACUUCAGAACUUGGCCUUAUUGGUUUUUACCGCGGUCGGAUAUGCUGCAGAUAGUAAUAUCAGGAUAACCGUAACUUCUGAUAAUAGAGUACAGAUUGAUAUUCCUGCAAGCAAUGCACCUUAUGAUGAAAUUGAUAUUUCUCAAGAUUCUAUGCAGAUCAACUAUCUUUGGGAAGCAAGCGGUUCGCAAUUUUUACAAUGUUCUUCGGACACUGAUUGUACACCUUUUGAUUCUUCAGCUGUUAUAACAGGUAAUAAAGAUACCGUCUUUCAAGCUGGAGGUACUCUUAAUGCUACACCGAAUCCAGGUAAUUUUGUGAGAUACUUGUCACCCCCUCUUGAAUAUCCUAAAGUAGGUAUUUUCCAAGCUGCAUUCGAUGUUUUUAUUCAAAGUGAUACUCCUUUACUUGAAAGAUUAACUGCUACCAUUUAUAAACUUGCGGAAGAAUCUUUGGCAGAUUACACAUACAUCCCAACAACAAUUUGUCAAUACAACGAAUGCGUCACUACUUCUCUUCCUGAACAAAAAGUACUUUCAACAACUACAGUUGGAGGUAUUGAGAAGGUCAUUACGAGUUAUUCCCCAAUUUCAUAUAAUCCGAUUACAAUUCAAUCAUACUUAACAUCUACACAGGUUACAAGUGACGGUAUUGCUAUUUGGGUCACAACUUAUUGUCCACUAACAGAUACACAUACUAGCUUUGCAACUUCAUCUUCCACUUCAUCCCUAACUCCACCUUCUAUUCCAUCGUUCACACCAUCUUCUAUUCCAUCUUCCACUCCAUCGUCCACUCCAUCUUUUAUUCCAUCAUCCACUCCAUCUUUUAUUCCAUCAUCCACUCCAUCUUUUAUUCCAUCAUCCACUCCAUCGUCCGUUUCAUCAUCUUCCACCCCAUCUUCCACCCCAUCUUCCACUCCAUCUUCUAUUCCACCUUCCACUCCAUCUUCUAUUCCAUCGUCCACUCCAUCAUCUUCCACUCCAUCAUCUUCCACUCCAUCAUCUUCCACUUCACAAUCGUCUACUCCAUCAACUUCCACUCCAUCUUCUAUUCCAUCGUCCACUCCAUUUUCCACCCCACCUUCCACUCCAUCAUCUUCCACUUCACAAUCGUCUACUCCAUCAACUUCCACUCCAUCUUCCACCCCACCUUCCACUCCAUCUUCUAUUCCAUCGUCCACUCCAUCUUCCACGUCACCAUCGUCUACUGCAUAUUUCACUUCACCAACGUCUAUUUCAUCAUCUUCUACUUCAUCAUUUGUUUCUACAACCUCUUUCACUACCUUUAUUACUGAUUGUGGCUCUUCAAGUGUUACUGUCAAUUGUGCUUCAGGUGUUACUAUUGUUCCAGUAGGUUUUACUGAUGUUUCCAUCGUUACUUAUUCGUGUGCUCCACCAGCAGGCAACACAAUUCCAGGAUCUUUUGUUAACACAAAGUCUGUUAUUACAUACUCUAACGACGUCACUACUACUGUGAUCACUGUUUCGAACCGUAUCGUCCCAUCUUUCAGUUGUCCAGUACCAUCUUCGGCUAUUGUAUCAUCUACUCUAUCAUCUACUCCAUUGUCCACCCCAUUGUUUACUCUUUCUUCUUCUUUUUCUUCACCACUAGUUCCACAAGUGUCAAGUAUGUUACCAUCGUCUAUUCCAUUCUCUAGUUCCGUUUCCUCAGCUUUUUUAACUUCCAAAUCUAGACUUACCAACACAAUCAUACAUUGUAGUGAUAAUGAGUGUACAGAAAGUUACCCUAUUAACUCGUCAGCUAUAUUAUCUUCGGUUAGUUCCGCAGAUUUUGAAAGAAGUAUCACAAUCCAGCCAAGCCCAUCUAUUUUCUUUAAUGCGACAACUGUCCAUUCAUCUAUGCCGGCUUCAACCUUUACUACAUCUGAUAUAGUGUCAUCAAACAAUAGACAGUACACAGUUGAAAAAACUACUUUCAGUUCUACCAAUGAUGAAACAACUAAUUCCCAACUGAAUUCUUUUUCAACCUCAUUUAAUGUAACUGAAACACCCAUUCCCACGACAAACGUUACCACUCAGUUUAUUGGUUCCACAUCGUUUACACAACCUGUUUUAGCACAGCCAACUUAUUAUGGUGCUGCAAAUGUUGUCUCCCACAGUGAUUUCCUGUUAACACUAUUUUUUGGUUUUAUUGGUUUACUAUCGUGA